Molecule: messenger RNA, 1803 nt
Organism: Aspergillus aculeatus ATCC 16872
Lineage: Eukaryota; Fungi; Ascomycota; Eurotiomycetes; Eurotiales; Aspergillaceae
Product: TATA-binding protein-associated factor TAF6
Exons: 3
Coding region: 265-1602 (445 amino acids)
Biological process (GO): RNA polymerase II preinitiation complex assembly; transcription initiation at RNA polymerase II promoter
Cellular component (GO): SLIK (SAGA-like) complex; SAGA complex; transcription factor TFIID complex
Molecular function (GO): protein heterodimerization activity; transcription coactivator activity; RNA polymerase II general transcription initiation factor activity
Source: RefSeq, a predicted model, not a curated record
UCGGCUUUCCGCGUCGCAUCUCCGAUCCUCCUCCAUCAGCUCCAAUUUAUUCUCAGGGCGCUCGAUUAACACGAGUGUCGACCCCGCAUUUUACUUUCAUGAUUCCUUCAAUUGAGAAUUGAGUUCUCUUUCUUGUCUUUCUCAUCUUGUAAUAAUAUUUCUCCCUUAUCAGCCUUCAACACACCCCUCGCCUUCGCUACGACCUCUACCGCACCCUCCUCCGCUCCGCUUCAUCUCAAUUCAACCAUCGCCAUCUCCACCGCCAUGUCGGUCUGGAACCCAGAUAACAUCCGCGAUGUUGCCGAGUCGGUGGGCAUCGUCAACCUCAACAACGAUGUGACCGAGAACCUUGCCCGUGACGUCGAAUACCGCAUCGCGCAGGUUCUGGAAGAAGCCCUCAAAUUCAUGCGCCACAGUCGACGAACGUUGCUCUCAACACAGGAUGUCGCACAAGCCUUGCGCGUGCUCGACGUCGAGCCACUCUACGGAUAUGAAUCUACGAGGCCCUUGCGGUUCGGGGAGGCGUCGUUGGGACCUGGACAACCGCUGUUCUACGUGGAAGACGAGGAGGUGGACUUCGAAAAGCUGAUUAACGCGCCAUUACCCAGAGUGCCCCGAGAAAUCUCGUUCACAGCGCACUGGCUCGCCGUUGAAGGAGUGCAACCGUCCAUCCCUCAGAACCCUACCGCGGCCGACUCGAGAAACCUCGAAUUGAUGUCCAAAGGUCCUAACGCUAGCUCGACGCUCGCGGCUAUGAGUGGAGGGGGCAAUGUGGCCGUCAAACCGCUGGUCAAGCAUGUCUUGUCCAAGGAACUCCAGCUCUACUUCGAAAAAGUCUGCAACGCCUUCCUGGACGAUUCCAGCGAAGAAUAUCGCACAUCAGGCUAUGCUAGCCUACGAGAGGAUCCGGGACUGCACCAGCUGGUCCCAUACUUUGUUCAGUUCAUUUCCGAGAAGGUGACCCACGGCCUGAAGGAUAUCUUUGUCCUUACGCAGGUCAUGCACAUGGCGGAGGCCCUCGUGCAGAACAAAUCACUAUAUGUUGACCCUUAUAUCCCAUCACUUGUCCCGCCCAUUCUCACCUGCCUGAUCGCCCGACAACUGGGCGGCAGCGCUGAAUUGACCGAGCAGUUUGCCCUCCGUGAUCUUUCCGCGUCGCUCCUGGGUCUCAUUGCUAAGAAGUACUCGCAUUCCUCUCAUACGCUCAAGCCACGACUGGCUCGCUCAUGUCUGAAGACGUUUUUGGAUCCAUCCAAACCAUUUGGGGCACAUUACGGCGCCAUCAUUGGACUUCAUGCGGUUGGCGGUGCCGAGGCGGUGCGGGUUCUGAUUCUGCCUAACCUGCCGACCUACGGGAACCUGUUGAAGGACGGAAUGGCGGAGGACAGCCCACGGCGACCGGAGGCCGAAAGAGUUCUCAUGGUUUUGAUGGGGGUUCUGGCAACGUUGCGGGAAGGACGCACGGCCCUCACCAACGGGCACGGGGGCGUUGUCACGGAAGACCUGCGGGAGCGAUUGAGUGGGAAAGUGGGUGACUUUCUGGCGACGAAGAUCAAGGACGUGGGGGAGGUGGAAACCGCGCGGGCCAUUCUCGACGCUUGACCGGUUGAACGGUUGAAACCUACAGUACCUAAGGUGGUACUAGGGCCCUAGGCUACAGCAACCCCUCUUUUGUCGGUCCGUAUGGGAUGAUUCAUAUUUCUUUUGUUUGCUUCUGUUGCAGCAAGAGAUGGCGUUUUGGAAAAGGAAAUAGGUGUUCUUGUUCUUUCUUGUUUUCCUUUCUCGCCCCCCCCCCUCCCCCCC